Messenger RNA from Dunckerocampus dactyliophorus (ringed pipefish), 12645 nucleotides. RefSeq names its product leptin-like. The coding region runs from base 11708 to 12196 and encodes 162 amino acids. The transcript has 4 exons. The record is from RefSeq and is a predicted model, not a curated record. Lineage: Eukaryota; Metazoa; Chordata; Actinopteri; Syngnathiformes; Syngnathidae.
AAAUGGAGGCACAUCUGCUCUAAGAAUGCGUGGAAAUGUGUGAGGCGGGUGGUGGGGAUGGGGGAGAGUGGGGGGGCAGAGCUGAAGCUCCAUGCAUGCAGAGGUGAGCGUGUUGCAUCACGGAGCAGCACGGAUAGUAAAGAGAGGGCUUUUUCCACUCCAGCCAGACCGAUUCCAAGCGCUCGCAUGGGCGCACAGAGACACCGCAGCAACUAUGUGUGAUUUUAAAAGUGACACGUCUUAUUCUUUUCAGGUCUUUUUGCGGUCUGGGCUUGCUGUAAAAUUGACUAUCCAGGAAGCCCUUACCCCAAAAAGCAUCUGCAAAGGAUGCUUACAUCCUAAUUGCAGAAAAAUACUCUCCCUGGUCAACCCUCCGCCUCCUGAGCUUCGUGUAUUUAUUGUGAAGUCUUCUGACACGGCAGUAAUACAACAGUGUUGCUAAAAUAUGUGUUUCAAACUCAGUUCCACUCACAGGCUCCAACAUUAGGUACACUGCACAAUCUAAUAAGAGUCAAUGCAAGAGCUUUUAUCAGCAAGUAUACCUUUUAAAAAAGAUACAUGUUUGAAUAGCAAAAUAACAGAAAACAGCUCCCGGUAUGAUGCAGUCGUUCUACACCAUUCCAACCACUAUGGGGGAGAAUAGAUGGCACAGCUUUUGUAUUGGAUAUCAUCGGAUAUAUAGUGCAGGUGUACCUAAUUUUGUGGCUAGUGAGGGUACACAUACGUGUAUUGUGUGUCAUCUCUACCUAACGAGUUGCUUGUAUACCGUAUACUGUAUUUUACUGAGCAUAUGUCAUGUGAUCAUUCGCCACAAGAGGGCAGAAUAGUUCAACUGUGGGAAUGUUUGCUAUGAAUCCAAGCUCACAUGCUGAUGGCAGUCUUGUGUAUGGUCUUAAUUUGUCAGUAAAUCUAACAAUAGUAAUAGCUUGGGUGCGUAUAGUGCCUUUCAAGGGACCCAAGGGUGUCUAAUGUGUGGGUACAAAUGGGAGUCUACAAUACAAUGGGUGUAAUGUAACUAAAAAGCAACAUUGAAUUAAAGGAGGAAGUCAGUUAGGAGUUCUCGUCUCAAUAAACCAAUUUCUCAUCAUCGAUUCAUUACUCAUUCCUACAUUGUUAGCAUUUCCGGGGUAAAAAUGUGUUUUUAGUUACGGGACAAAAAACAAGUGUUAUUCAGGUCUAUUUACAGCUGCUGCACACAUGUGAUGCCAGAUUACUUCCAGGAAAAGCACAUUUCUCAGCAUAUUACUAUAAGUGUUUGUUAGAAUUGUUUCUCAAUUAUCUCAUGGCGGGAAACACAGUUUGCUGUUUAGUCAGAUAAGGGGCUUUUUUUUUUAAGUGUCACUAUUUUCGAUGUGAUAGUAAUUAGGUGCACCUGCACAUUCAACACGAGAGCUGUAUUAAAUGUAAUAAUAACACAUUCAAUGAAUUAGAAUAAAAUAGAAUAAUGGAAAAAAAUAGAAUAUUAGAUAGAAUAGAAUAUUUCAUAUUAAAUUAAACUAAAUAACAGUGGUGAAUUUUGAGGUUUGGAUUUGUUGAAUGUGUGUCACAAGAUCGCAUGUCACAAAAUCUCGCAAGAUUAAAACGUGACAAGAUUUCUCGUCCAGGCCUGGGACAAAAGGUAAAAAAUAAAUAAAUGAAUCACACAAUUAAUGAAAAUGAACUCGAUCAUUUUGCCCGCCUCAAUAUAUUGCCAUGUGCAUGCGUGUCUGUUUCCCUCAUCUCCCGCCUCCAAACAGGCAGGACUCAUUGGUUUCAGCACCUUGGCGCAUUUGUUCCAUAGAACAACCGCAUGAACGGAGUGAGCCCUUUUGUCAGUCAUAAAGUCUCUUUGUCUCGGUGCGUGGAGGCGGGGCCGCUAGCAAACACACAAAGUCCAGAAGUGUGUAAGUAAUUGAAAUGAUAUUAGUGGAUUGCAAUAUAUUGUCUUUUUUUUUUAAAUUGUACUUUUCUUAAAAGUAAAGUCAAAAUCUCCUCUCGUCCUCGUAGACCCAAUCUCGUGUACCAUCUCAUCUCGUGAACUGAGUGUCUCAUGACGCCCUUUGUUUGCAGUGGGGCACUGAAUGUAACUAUACUCUACAAAAAUGUAAACACAACCCUGUUGUUUUUGCUCCCAUUUUUCAUGAGCUGAAAUCAAAGAUGCAAAACUUUUUCUCUGUAAACAAAAGGCCCAUCUCUCUCAAAUAUUUUCACAAAUGAUGUCUAAAGCUGCAAGAUGCUGAUUAGACGGCAUGAUUAUUGAUUUAGGUUGGCCACAAUAAAAGGACAGUUUAACUAUACUGGGAGAUCUGGAGGGUGUCCAAAACCAGUCAGUAUCCGGUGUGACCACCAUUUUUGUGACCAUGCAAGAGCAAGAACUGGUAUGUUUUAAGCUUCCAGGAAUUGCGUAUAGAUAUGUACAUGUAACAUGGGGCAGUGCAUCAUCAUGCUGCAAGAUGAGGUGUUGGCCAUGGAUGAAUGGCACAACAAUGGGCUUCAGGAUCUCAUCAUGGUUUCUCUGUGCGUUCAAAUUAUUAUCUUUACUAAAUUAUUGAUGCAGCUCUUUUUAUAAGCAUGUGCAGGUACACCUAAUGUUAACUUCAUUCAUGUAAUACUGUAGUUACUCAAGAGCUUUAAAACGAUCUUGUUGGACGCUCAUUCACUGCUAUGCACGUCAUGAAAAGCUGACUCCGUUUUUUUCACUCUACGCUUUACGGCGUUAAGACGUCACUCAAGCGCCUGGGAGGGCUGCUAGUGGGGGCUGGGAGAUGGGGACAAGGAAAAUAACGGCAGCACAUGCAGAAUCAGAAUUCCCGUCAUUCCUGUGACUCACCCAAGGAGGUCCUGCUGAGCGGAAGUCCUGUUUUAUUUUUUUAAAGUACAACAUCUAGAGAAGUAAUGAGACGCUGUGAAAGGCCCCAUAUGAGCACGCCUCAAGACAGUCCUGCAGGGUCGCAGGUCAGUCAGUAACACCGCCCUGCAUGGCAAACACGAGGUUUAUUACACGAUGUAGCUUUAAAUGGAAAAUAUAUGCUCCAAGUUUGCUGAAUGGGCGCAUGCAUUUCUUCUCAAGACAUGACUCAUAUGCUACCGUAUGUCAUGUGACCUCAUGAAUAAUUAAUGAAGCCUUGCAGUGGAACUGUCAUACUCAGGAGGCUACUUCUUGCUGUGGAGGUGACAUUGAUCUUCCAGGACGGCUUCUGAAAGGGGACAUCUUUUAUCCUCUAUCUGUAAAUAUAAGACAUGCUGUAAGACACUUUAUUGAUAUUACUGUCACAACAAAAUGAUGUUGUUACUACCUGGCAGUAAAACAGUAAACAUAGAACAAAAGGUUGGAAAAUAGUCUCUGGUUGACUAAGUCUCUGUUGUAACCAAUGAUUGCUAUAGUGUUAAAAGGUCCCAUAUUAUACUAUUUUGCAGCAAUUUACACAAGUGUCAGAAUAGUUUACUGCAAGUGCUUACAUUUAAUGCUAAUGAGCUGCGUUUGUCCACACCUGUCUUUGACAGAGUGUAUGGCUCCAGAAAGCGCUACUGUACACUUUAUCCACUGUUUACAUACACAAUGUAAUUCUUCAAUUGCAAUUGGAGGACACAAGCAACACAAGCAAAUCUACGUGAGCUACAGUGCUAACAUUAGUCAUAUUUUAACAGGAACAUCAUGCUUAACUUAAAACGUAAUAAAUAACACUUCACGUGUGAAUGUGAAGCUGCAGAAGUGUUUCUUUCAGUUCAUGUUAAGUGAUGUAACCGGAAAUACAAAUAUGUGACAUCAGGCUUUAGAAAUAGACAGCAAAUCAAGUUCUGGACUUUAGACUGAAGAUGAACCCCUGCUGCGUUCAAGUACUGCAAACACAGCUGCACCAAGGUCAUCGGUAGCAAAUACUUUCCAAUAGAGCUCCUGGCUGAUGUUACAAUCCAGUGAGCCAACACACUAGCCCAAAUACGCAACAAGCACGUCACACAUGCAGGCGGAUGUCAGGGAAACACUGCUGUGCAGGCCUCAACAAGCCCUGCUAAGUGUUACUGGUCUUUAAACAGUUCUCAGCCCAUCGAAUGCUUCAUAAACCACUCUGGUUUUCACCGUAGGCUCCUUUGAUUGGGUACCCAUUUAUACAAGUCAUGAUGAAAAAUACAAAAAUGAAUAAUGAUAGCAUAAAAUAAAUUGUAUUAUAAAUGUUCUUCAUGUAUGAUGCCAAUUGUUUCUAACGUCUCCUGAUCAAAUACACGGCAGAAACCUAAGAUGAGGCUGCCACAAGCGUUUCUUCUGGGCUAAGUGUGCAAGUCCUGCCUACCUUCUAAGUGCACUCAGUGAGUACACUGAGUUGGAGCACAUGGCACCUGCAAGUUUCUGUUUGUCAGCAUGUCUCCAACAAUAUAAUAUUGCAGAAACAUUUAUUAUAUACUAUGAUUUUCUACAGCCCAUGUAAUGUCUUUAAUGUAAGUGUGACAUCAUUAGUGUUGCUAAUUGGACAGUAAAAUUCAGAAAAAUUUCAUACUGGCGGCACUUGCAAUACUCGCUUCAUUCUGAAGGAGUGGGGGUAUCUGUGAGCUGGAAGGUGCUCCACAGAGAGGGAAAGCCAGUGUUUUUUUGUUUUGUUUUGUUUUUUUACUUUAUUGAAAUACAAAAACAGCAGUGCCGGCUGGAGCUCCAUUUACAAACAAUUCAAAUGUAAGAUAUUUUCAUGCUCUGCUGAAUGAAUGAAUGAAUAUCACUGCCAAGAUGGAGGAUUAUUCAAGAUAUCCACUCGCAUCAGGUGAUCAGACUUUUACUGGAGAAGGAUAGGCUGCAUGUAUUUCAUAUACCGUUGUUGUCCCGCGCUACAUUGUGGUUGAAAUAGCGCUCCCUCACUUUAUUGCGUUUUUUUUUUUUUAUUAAUUAAUAAAUGACCGCUGUCUUUCAUGAUCGACUACAGACUAUUAGUCAAAACAUAUUAAAAUACAAUGAUAUGUAGUAUUCUGGUCACUCGGCGGCAGUAAUGACACAAAACAUUGAGACGUGACCUUACAUUACCAUUUAACAUUUCAUGAAGUCAUGAAGUCAGCCAUGGCAUGUCCGACAUGAUAGUUCCCCUCCCAUCCCAUGUGGAAGUGGUAGGUUUUUGGCUUUUUAAGUUUAGAAGAAAUAAAUUCAAGGCUAACUAGCGCGCUCGCUUGUUAGCUAACUGCCAUCUCGAGUCCCUGCAGCUUAAAAGUUGCCAUGUGGUGUAAACAAUGAAUAAUAGGAAUGUAGAGGUGACUACGGUGGUGUUAUUUCAUGUCUACAGGGCUCUCAUAAUGUUAAAACCCGUAUUUAGAAAGUCAAACAGGUUCAAUUUAUUAACAUUGAAUCCUACAUCACGGAAAAUUCAUUUAACGCGGUCGGGUCUAGAACCAAUUAACCACUAUACAGUAAAUGAAGGAUGACUGUACAAGAACGAGAUGAGAUGUUAACAUUAGUUUUAAGAAAAGUACAAAGAACAAAUAUAUGACAAUACUUUGCAAUCUACUAAUUUAAUUACGCUGUGUGUAUGCUACUGGCCCCACCUCCACCCACCGAGACAAAGAGACUGUAUGAUGACAGACAAAAGGCCUCACUCCAUUCAUGCCGUUGUUCUAUGGGACAACUGUGUCAGGUGCUGAAACCAAUGCACAGAGUGAACUCUCUUCCUGCCUGUUUGGAAGCAGGAGACAAGGAAAACAGACAGGCAUGCACAUGGCAACGUAUUGAGGCCGGCAAAACUAUCGAAUUCAUUUUCAUUAAUUAUGUGAUUAUAUAAUUAUUGUGUAAUUAUUUGUUGUCAUCCCAGGCCUAGUGCCCAUUAGACGUCUUUAAAUCUUGUCACAUUUUCAUGUCGCAAGUUCUUGUGACACCCCUAAGAUCAUGAAUACAUAGGACGUGAUGGAAAAAGUCCUUUGUCCCAAUAGAUGGUAAUCACAUGAGGUGUGGCGUGGGAACUUUAUCUCAGCCAUGGGAAGGAUGUACAUUUUGGGACACAUCAUCAGAAGUGUACCUUUGAAUCAGUGGGUGUUUUGGCCUUUCAACACUAGACACCUUCAUCAAAGGUGGCCAACUACAGGGUGAUCAAGCCUGAGCCUGUGUCCCAUGCCCAAUCAUGAGUAAAGUAGUGCCUGGAAAGUGGAGGGAUAUGAGCUAGGCAGUAAGGUCCCGACCUCGGCUUAAAAAACCUGCCCCGCCCACCAGGUCAUCGCUCAGCCUACCCCCUUCCUCCCACGGCACACCCCUGAGUAAGGUCACGAAGGAACAGGGUGGAUUGUCAGGUGGGUACCCUCCUUCAUUGGUGUUUCGAUGAUAGCCCCAUGACACCUCCAGAGAGCUCUUCGGCAACACCUGGCGUCUCAGGUUUGUGCCCCCCUCUGCUUUGAGCCCAGCGAGUGUCCUUGCGCUUGAUCAUAGCCACUGGCUGCUUCUUUCGGCCGCUUAUUGUCUGUCGCAGAGCCUGUCCAUGAAUGCCAAGGUCUUUCAUAAGCCUGAUGGUAGAAGCCACAAAACCUCUGCAUCCUACUUCAGCUGGAUAGACCUUGACCUUCCAUCCUUGUUGUUGUGCAUCUUCUGCCAGAUCUGUGUAGCGCAGUUUCUUUGGUUCCCCUAAUUAAUAGUAAAUCCUACUUCGUAGAAAUUCACUAAUCGUCGUUGGGUGUGGAACCAACUGGCUCCUCUUUAUGAUUUUCACAGUUAUGGCAUAAAAACCCUGUUUACGAGCUUCUAAAUACACUUUUUAACAUUAUUAGAGACAUCUAGACAUGAAAUAGCACCCAUAUAGUCCCUUUUACAUUUGUAUUACCCAAUAAAAAGUAAUGAAAAUAGGUAUUACUCUUCACAGAUAAGUGCUAGUGCCUUUUAAAACCUCACUAUACUAAGUUAAAAGCCUAUUAUAACAGCUUGGAAUUUGUUUAAAUAGAACAUAACAAUUGUUGCUAUAGAAACACCUCCUUUAAUGUCUGUGGACCAACCUGGACACAUACUAUUAUUUUAGCAUGAGCAUUAGAAUCAACUUUGCUGCUUGUGCAGAGCUGGCCUGGUACUAACAUUAAUUUCUAUCUCAUUCUGAGUCUAUUACACUUCAAGCCUAUAAGGGAAGCCAGAGUAGCUCUUUGGUGGAAAUAAUCCAAAAAUAGGACUGGCCCACACGGCAUGGCAAACAACACUAAGCUGAUAUUGUUUUAUGUUACUAUAAGGGCUUAUUUUGAUGGUACAUUGGCUUGUAAUAAGAAACAAUGGCAGAAAUGUUGCUGCAUUGUUGACUCCUGUCCAUUGGUGAGUAAAAUACACUUCACAUCGGUAAGGGGAGACAUAGGGGAAAAUAACAACUGUUCCUUACUGUUACUUUAAAGUCGGCCUCAGUGCAAAUGAGAACUAUAUACAGUCACCAUGACAAGACUUACCUUAAAAUGUUUCCUGUGAGCAAUGGUGUUGUAUUCCUGUAGGCAAAAUCCUUGUUGAAAAAAAAAAAUAUUCAGUGACCGGCAGCUGUUAUUCAUCCCAGAUGUCAGCAUUUAAAAAGUCAGUUUGUUGCUGGCACAGAAAAGUAAAAGGACCUUCUUUUGUGUGUGUGUGUGUGUGUGUGAGAGAGUGUGUUUGGAAACUCCAUCCAGUUCAUUCCUCCAUGUUUUUGCUUUCAUGAAUAAUCGACAAUUCCCGUUGAAAGACUAAAGUGGGACCUUGCCUGCCACCAGGUUACUGUAAUUCCCAGAAAUGUGUCCUUUACUGUGCCUUUUCUCGUCAAUUUCCAGAUACGAUCAUAUUUCUGCUCAAGCUAAGCGUGUUAUAAAGACAAUGUGUGACUUUUAUGAGACCCCUGUUUUCGCUCCCCCUCCGUGUCUGUGUGUGUGUGUGUGUGUGUGUGUGUGUGUGUGUGUGUGUGUGUGAGGUAUGCAGGCUUUACAGUAAAUUACUUUGAGUGAAAACUAAAAUAACAUAAUAGCCUUGUUUUGUUUUUAAUUUCCCAUAAGGAUGUAGACCUCCUCUAAGGCCUGUUCCCUGACGUGUCUGUAUCACAACAUUGACAUCCAUCCAAGAAUAGCGGCUUCUUGAGAGAGAGGGAAAAAAAGAAUGAAGUAGGGGGAAAAAAAUUAAAACCAAGAGCUGAGAUGUCAAAAAUGACCUAGGAGCUCCAUUAGAAACAUUUGAGAUCUUUGGCAAAAUACUGAAGCUGUUUUUAUUAGGAGGCUGCAAAUGUUACGCAAUGCUUUUACUGUAUGUGAUGGUGACAGCUUGAAAUUUGCAAAGCACAAGCAGGCUGCGUUCACUAAGGCAUAAGAGUUGGAUUGGACUGACCUGAUUCUGUGCCGAAAAACAUUCCGGGUAAUGUCCCUGGGCCAAACCUGAUUUUUUCGCCCCCAAACCUCAUCAUGUGCUUUUCUGGUGUGAUAAGAAUUAUCACAAAUAUGUAGUUUCAGUGUUUUACAUAGAUUCCUUCAAUUGCAUGUCUCUACAAUCUUUGCAUUUUAUCGGAUGCUAUUUGGUUUAACUAUGCCUUGCAGAAUAAAUAACUAUAAUUACAAAAAUAAUAAUGUGGUAUUUCCUCAAAUAAACACUGUGUCUCAUUUUCCACUUUAACAAAUAAAUGCAAAUAUGCAAAGUAAUUAAAUAAUUACUUUCACUAUUAAUGCAACAGAUUUCAUUUUUUACUUUAAUUAAAAAAAAAUAAUAAAUGCCUCUUUUUCCCGUACAUUAAAAAUAACAGGUAUAAUUACUUUUACUAUAAAUACAGUAUAAUAAAGAAUACAUGUUAUUAUACAGGGUGGGUGGGGGGUUGAUUCUUCAAAGGUACAGUGAAUAAUGGCCAAUAAUUUGAUUCAUGAACAAAAGUGGAUUCUAAAGUGUACCGACUGUCCUGCCCUUGGAUAUAAUAUUCAUUGUCACACACAUGAAGCAGCAGCUACUAUUAUACUUAUGCAUCACUAUUUGUGGAAAGGUUUGAAAACAUUAAGAACUGGGGUGACACUCGGCUCACAAGACGAGACAUGAUAUUGGGUUCACGAGAACAAGACGAGACGAUAUUUCACCACUACUUUUAAGAAAACUACAAUGAAAAAAAUGUAAGACUGAACAAAAACAAGAAUUUUUAUUUAACCGAGUCAUAAAAUCCAGGUACAUUUGAAAUGUUUUACAUCUUUGCAUGCAUGACCUAAGCAUGAUGCGUUUAAGUGUUUCCAAUUAAAAAUGAUAAAAGUUACAAUAGUGAUGGCAGUUGUAGCUGCUACUGCUAAUCAUUUAUGUUGAUGUAUAGUUACAUAAAGGUUGUAUUUAAAAUAGAUUGCAGUAGAUAGGUUUUAUGUUUGACUACCAUUCCCAUAAUGCUACAAUCACCUUUUUUUGGUUGUUUUUGUGUUUUUAAUUAUUUAUUAGAUUAUUUCCCAUCACACAUUGUGAUAGAAGUCAUAUGCAGCGAUUGAGUUUUGAUCUGACUGAAAGUAACUUUGAUCAAAUGUAGAUUUGCUGGGUCUCAACCACGUGACAUAGAGGCUUACUACCGGUGAGCAGAUGGGGGGCAAGCAUCAAGUGCUCCAAUUGUGUGAGUGUACAUGGUGUCAUACAUGAAGACACAAAAGAGUUGAAAACAAGACAAUCGAAAAGCAGUGAAAGCUUAUCUUUAGCGUCACACAUAAUGAAAAUAAUGCUUCUAACAUGCCUUUUUGAGUCCUUACAGCAACUCAGUGUGCAUUAAUACAUUCUUGUAUGUGUCCUUUAUCGUUUCGCUGCACUGUUUGGCAAAGUCUGAUCUCCAUAGCCAACGCACUACGCACUUUCCGGGCUGCUAUACCCAUGGACCCACUUGACUCAAGUGAUUGUGUUUAAAUUGUCGGUGACUAUUUGUACUUACUUUUACUUUUUUUUUUUUAAUUAACUCAUCCAGGACCUCAGUACAGACUACUGUUAUUUUUAUGCAAUUUCUUGUUAAAAAUAAAUUGCAAAUAUAAUAAAUGUAAACUUAAAAGAAAACAUAUGAAUGAAAUAAUACAAUAAUCCAAGAAUAUUGAUAUAAUAAUAGUAAAAUUGUUGGUAAUGAUAAUAUAAAUAAUAUUGGAUAUUAAUUAUUGACAUUGGCAAUAGUUAUUUUGGCAUGAAUGGCUGCUACAGUGGAGAUGAGCGACUCAACUGUGUGAAGUUCCUUGCCAAACAAAUAGGACUGACCUGGUUGCAUUGGGCAAUAUUUGGAAUGAGCCAUGGGCACUGCAGGUCAGCACAGGAUAUAUAACACGUAUGGCCUACUGAUUAUCUGUAACUGGGACUUUAUGUAAAAUGGUACAAGAAACUGUAAUAUUGGGUUUUUAAAAAGCCGUGAUUAAUUACGCAUUGGAAAGCCAUUACAUACGCUUCUUCAAGGAACAUUAAGAAACCAUUUAGAUGCAUUUUUCUCUGGUGACUCAAAUAUGGCAGGUUAAUUGUUAUGAAAAUUGUCUUGCAUAUUCAAGCCCCCACCCCGCCCCCUCUGCAUUACAACCGGGGAGGGUGUGCGAUGGGAAGAGGUAGGUGAGGGGAUGGACAAGGGGACUGGAGGGUCGGGGAAAGAGAUGAGUAAGAGAUGACUCAACAUCCCACCACUAUAAGAUAUGCUGAUGGGCGCCUGGCAUUGAACACACUCACAACCAAGCAAGGGUAAGCGCAACUUUCUUCUAAGCUUCUUUAAAGUACAUUUCAGUGUGUCGGUUGAUAUGGUUGUAAUAUAUGUUAAACAUUUUGUGGGAUGCUUGGAUGUUGGCUUGAUGUGUAAAAGAAUCCUAGUGGUGAAAAGCCUUGUUACCAUCUGUUACUUAGUUGAUAAGUUAGUCAUCAUUUUUAAACACUCUCUCUCCAAGUAAUGCAUGACUGGGAAAAAUAAGUCAUGUGCCUAAGGUGAUUGUUUUUUGUUUUAAUAUUUAGUACCUGAUUCCACUGCUAAUUAGAAAAAUAUCUGCAUUCAAAAUCAUUUUGAUUAUUGUCUGCAUUUUCUAUUGUACUUAUCAUUACGUAUUAUCAUUAUUAUGCAGUCGAGUUAAAGAAAUUAAGUCCUCCAGAACCUUAUGUAUUUCAGUUACAUCUUCAAAUAAGAUGAUAAAUUGAAAAUAAAUCAAAUAAUUGUAUUAUUUAUUUAUAGUCAUAUACAACUACUUUGCAGAAAUAGCAUCUUCUAGGACCUUGGUGUGGUCCAUUUUAUGUACCCGUAGUUGUGUUUUUUUUUUUUUUAAUAAAUUGCAUAUCAUUAAAUAACAUUUUAAAAUGUAAAUUUUAAAAAGGAAAUUUCACGCAUGAAUUACAUGCUGCAGCAUGAUCCAGGAAAUAACAUUUUAUUUUUUUGUAGACCUUUUGUUACCUUUUGUUAUUUUUGAACUGUGAAUCUUGACAUAAAAUUACUCAAUACAAAAUAAAAUAAUGAUAAUGCCAAUAACAUGAUUCAUACAACAAUUACUGAUAAUGAUAACAUUUAUACAUUGCAGUAUUGUACAUGUAUCUGUACAUGAACGUGUAUGCAAAAAAGGUUUAUCUUUGUACAACUGGCUGUUGAACCAAAUUAGGAUAGCACGACCUCAGCAGAAGUGAUCUUUGUACUUGUAAUCAUUUAUUUGCAGCUGUAGGAGUAUCUCAAAUAUUUGCAAGCACAGCGUUGAGUAAAUGGGCAUUAGGAAGGCGGACGUGACGUGACCUGACAGUUCUGAGUAAAAAGAAAAUAUGGGGCUGAAGGAGUGUAAACUAACCUGCAUCAUAUCUAAUCAUGUUGGGAUUUCUUGCCAGAUAAAAAAGUGAGUAAACAUGGACUACAUCACCUUGGCCGUCCUGGUGUCCUCCCACAUGCUCAGUGUGACCACAGCUGCUGCUCUGCCGGUGGAAGCCAUGAAGAUGAAAACCAAAGUGAAGCGUAUCGCUGAGCAGCUGGUGGUGAGGCUGAAUAUAAACAUCCAGGUUCCUGAUAGCAUGACAUUGACGCCGCCCACAGACCAACCGGACGGGCUCUCCUCGGUGGUGGCACUCUUGGACGGCUACAACGGCCUCAUCUCAGACUCCCUGAACAUAUCCCAGGUGAAGACGGACAUUUCCUCCUUAAAGGGUUACCUGGUGCAGUGGAAGCAGGGCCACUGCAACGACACCAAGUCCAAGCCCAAACCUCUCGUAUCGGUCCCACUGCAGCGGCUGCAGAGUCAGCGAGCCUUUAACCUCACCGUGAGCAUUGAAGCUCUCAUGAGAGUGAAGGAGCUCCUCGGCCAGCUACUGCAGAACAUGGACCAGCUGGAGAAAUGCUGAAAGACUGACAUAAUCAUCUUUAGCACGCACUUAUUUAAAUACUGGGAUCUAUUUAUAUGCUGCAUUUAGCUGUUUUAAGUUGUAUUGCCAAGAGAGCUGCAGUAAAUUCUAAAUGCUUAUCUAUGAUAGGAAAAAACACAUGAACUGCAUGAAGUCAGUCGUGGUUCUGCAGUGACAUCAUGAGUGUUUGAAGCAGGUAGAGGAAAGGUUAACUUCCGCCUAGGUGCAAUAUCACCAGCUCUUCCAGUAUUGCUAUUUAUAACCUUAAAAUAUGCAUUUUGUAUAUUUUUUACUGUACUUUUUUAUAAACACUGUAUAACUAUUUAAGGAAAAACAUGUUUCAUAAAGUGAGUUUUUCAAAUGUUAAGGGGGUUUUCAAAACGGCUCUAUGUAAAUGUCAAUGAAAUCAUGCAGACCCAAUUGUUUUUGAUAUAUUUAAUAAAAAGCCC